GGGGGCGGUUUCCGCAGCGGUGCGUUCGGAGGGGUUUUGCGAUGGAGGUCUCUGGCCCGGCCUCGAGCGCGGUCGGGCGGCCGCUGACGGAAGACGAGAUGGCCGACGUGAAGAAGGAGGCUUUAGAAAGGAUGCGCCCUUACUUGUGUGACAAAAUUAUAGCUGAGAGACACUUUGAUUACCUCCGUUCAAAGAAAAUACUCACUAGAGAGGACACAGAAGAGAUCUCUUCGCGAUCUUCUAGUAGGAAAAAAACUGGGAAGUUAUUGGACUACUUAGCAGAAAACCCAAAGGGACUGGAUGCUUUGGUUGAGUCCAUCAGGAGAGAGAGAACACAAAACUUUCUGUUACAAAAGAUAACUGACAUAGUGUUGAAAGUCAAAAAUGAAAAACUUGAAGCUCUCAAAGGUCUAAGUUGCAGCACGUGUAUGACCUCACUGUAUGGAGGAACAAAUAAUCUUUCUAGAUCAUAUUCUGAUGAAUCCAAUUUUUUUGAUAAAACGAAAGACAAAGAAUCUACUCAGAUGCAUAAUCCAGAAGAAGAUUAUAGCACUGCUGCAUUUAUGUCUGCUGUCUCCCUUCAUUCGAUGAAUCUGCCCGUUGCAGAGAUGGGAAAUGCUGAGAGUGCAGUUUUCUCCGUCACCCUUCCAGGCCCUGGGGACCCUGGUGCACCCCCUCUCCCUCCAGAGCUCCAGUCAGAGCAGCAAGAACCGUGUACUAGUUCCAGUGACAAUUGCUUUUUGCCUUUAAGAUCACGUUCUCUUCAUCCACAGUGAACUUACUGACGUUUGUCUGCUCAUCCAAAGGUUACUGAAACUGAGUUUCAGUCUUUUAAGGGUAAAAAAAUGUUUUCAAACUGUUAAUUUGGGUAAUCAGAAGAAACAAUCGAUGCUAUUUGAUGUUUUUAAAGAGUCAUUUUUUUUGUAAUCGACUGACUCUAGCUGCUUGAUUUUGUUUUUCUUAAGGAGUUUGGAUUUUUCUAAUUAUAGUACUACACCAGCAGAAGUUGUUUCUUCGUUGUUCUGCUUUUGUUGUUGUUGUUUGCUUUGUUUUUAAACCAAUAUAUUUAAGGUACCGUGUUUAGUUGCAGGCUCUUAAGCUGCAGUUACAGAAUAGUAAUAACAAAUGUAAUUUUCUUAAUGUUUCUGUGGUGAGUGAAAAAGCAAAGGUGAUUAAGAAAAGCACUGAGGAUUGAAAAGUAACGUCCUGAACUAAAAGCUUAUGCUCACAUGCAGAAAAGCUUAAAUUCAUGUACUAAAUUAAUGUGUCCUCCAUAUAUGUGUAUAAUUUGCAAAAACGUAUUUUAAUUUGGGGGAAAAAAAAAAUAGAUCUGACUAAAUCUGUAGCCAUGUUUAUUUGCAAGAAGGCUCUUAAUUUUGUGGACUUUAUUUGUCCUACCAGUAAAUUGAAAGGCACUCAAAGUGAUUUUGAGCUAGCCAGUAUGCAUCCACAAGCCCUGGCAUGUUGUUGUUGUAUAUAACUUAGAAAUUUGUGAUUUGAGAUGCACUUUAAAUACAAAUUCUCAUUAAUUUUUCAAACGGAAAGUAAACUGCUGUAAACUCAUGUGGGCUGUCAGAAAAUGUUAUUGUAUAGUGCUGUUAAGGACUGAGGCUUGUGUGUGUUGUCCCGGUGGGUGAGCAGAGGUGUCUUGUUGGCAAGAAAGUGUCCUUAACUGAAAGAUUGUUGGAAGUGUUGCACUUAAGAUACCUGCUCUUCAACACAGACACGUUUACAUUUUGAAUUGUUUAGAAUUGAAGGCAUUUAAACUAUUUGAUCAUGGGAAGGUUCUCGUGUUUCUUAACACAAUAUGAUGCAAUGUUCCUCUCAUACUCUGCUUUAACCACUUUAAAAUUACUAGACAAAGACGGACUCUUCCUUGGAAAUGUGUAGUUGCAUUCUGUAAUGCUGCACUUCAAAGUGAUGCUUUCAGUAUAUCAAAAGAUAAGUUUUGUAUUUCUGGCUUUAAAUUCUUUCUGUUUUCAUACAGCUGCAUAAUUCCAUUCAAGACGAAAGCCAGGUAAUAACCCUGAGUCGUGUUCCCCUUUUGUGGAGACGGGCCUUCUGCAGAACCUCAGUAUAGUCUCUGAACUUUCAUUUCAUGUUUGCUCUGGUUUCAGGAGUAGGUGAAAAUAAACUGCAGGGUUCAAUUGUAGUCCAUAUUCAGUAUGUGAAUAGCUUACAUUUGCUAAAAAUGUGAGCUUCUGUUUGUGUAUUUCUAAAAAGCCUUGUCUUUCUUGUAAACAUCUGAGGACCUUUAAGAUGGUGAAAACGAUUCUAAGUGAAACUCAUCAGUAUGGAUGGCAGGCUGGGAUUUAAAUACCUAAAUAUAAGUAAAAUCUUGUUCUCUAACAUGAAAUUGAGGAUAGGUGCAAAUCUUUCUUCCCUUAACUUGUACUGCAGUUGCACAUACUCAGGAUGCAUAGAAGUUUGUGUCUACAUAUCCCUUUGGUUGCUGUAUACCACUUAAAGAGUUGCAUGUGUGUUCUCAAACUUUUUUUUUCCUCCUUCUUGUUUUCUCUUCCUUGGAAGCUUAGGCUUGGGUCUCUUCUUGGGGAGAGAGCAAGCUUGGCCUUAACUGAAGAAGGGAAGGGCUUUAGCUCACGGUGGAAACUGUCUUGCAGUUGUACAUCAGAGCAUGCAGUGUGUGCUGCCUGCCGCACUGCACAGUGAGCAGCGGGCCUGCCUGUGUGGGGAGCGCUCCUGCAGCAGAGCCUCUUAACCUGAGACUUUAAAUGAAUGUAUUAUCUUAUUAAUGUUUAUAAUGGGCAUUUUUAAGAAAAAAAUGUUUUUAACACAACUUUUUGAAUAAAUUCAUUUGUAUAUUU
This is a messenger RNA of Gallus gallus (chicken), 2825 nucleotides long. It is a transcript of the gene BCL10, whose product is annotated as B-cell CLL/lymphoma 10. Bases 42 to 776 code for a protein of 244 amino acids. Gene Ontology annotation, biological process: adaptive immune response; apoptotic process; canonical NF-kappaB signal transduction. Gene Ontology annotation, molecular function: kinase activator activity; NF-kappaB binding; protein kinase B binding. The transcript has 3 exons. NCBI's taxonomy places the organism in Eukaryota, Metazoa, Chordata, Aves, Galliformes, Phasianidae. The record is from RefSeq and is marked validated. Gene Ontology annotation, cellular component: CBM complex; cytosol.